AUGGGAGUGACAGGAAUUCAAAAUAGUUUCAAUUUCAAUGAGGUAAGAUGAUUUCAAAUGUAAGCAGGUGAUUCCCGACAAUUUUACACGAUGUUUUUUCAUGAAUUUAACGGCCCAAAUCCCACUGAAAUGGAGUGCGCAUGGUGGGAUAAAAUGCCACGUUAUCUGCUCCUGUGUUAAGAAAUCGCGAAUGAUAGACCUUGUGUUGCUCGUUAAUUGGUGUAAUUCCCGCAGUUCGCGAAUUGCGCCCACAAAGGUGUUUACAUUAUCGGAAUAUAUAUGUUUUCAUUCUUUUUCUGAGACGCACGUCAGUGAUAUUUUUAUCCUCAAAAUGUUCAUUGAACGGCGUAAAAGUAUAACUGAAAGUGAGGAGAGUAGUGAUGAUGAAGUAGUGAAUUUUAGAAGAAAAGUUAUAAAUAGAAUUUCAUCGAAUUCAGACUCGGAUAUUGAACCAUAUGCAAGUGAAGACCUUGAUGACAUGUUGGAAGAACUUGCUAUAGACGAAGAAGAGGAACAGAACUCUGUUGAUGAUUCAUUCACAAUAUCCAUUGGAACGAAUUCGCUAACAGGCAACAGUCAUUUCCGUUCACCGGAAAAAGUGGGCUUCUGA
Molecule: messenger RNA, 610 nt
Organism: Heterotrigona itama
Lineage: Eukaryota; Metazoa; Arthropoda; Insecta; Hymenoptera; Apidae
Source: the annotation of a GenBank genome assembly